Pundamilia nyererei is the source of this 2752-nucleotide messenger RNA. RefSeq names its product tumor necrosis factor receptor superfamily, member 1B (gene tnfrsf1b). The coding region runs from base 888 to 2450 and encodes 520 amino acids. The transcript is spliced from 9 exons. Gene Ontology annotation, molecular function: protein binding. NCBI's taxonomy places the organism in Eukaryota, Metazoa, Chordata, Actinopteri, Cichliformes, Cichlidae. The record is from RefSeq and is a predicted model, not a curated record.
AAGUCUGUCAUGCUUGAUUGUACUGUUCAUCGCAGACUGGAUGAAUGCCAGUGCAGUGGGAUUCAGCUAAUGACCAGAGGGACAGUUUAAAUGGAAAAGGAACUAAAGACGCAGUUCUCUGAAAUCACUGAAAGACCGUCAUUAACAGUAAAGAUUUAAUGUAGAUGUCUAACUUCUGUCAUGUAAUUUAACCUUUCUAAUGUGUUACUGUAUAUUGUUUAAUCUGAUCACCUGUCCUGAAACCAACAAACGGAGAGUUUUUCAUUUCUUUUAAAGCAUUUCUUAAUAGUCUGUAUCAAUGAGAUCAUAUUACAGUAAGUUUUACCGUGGAAUUUUAAUGAAUAGGUUGUGCUGUGGUGAACCUGUAUGAAUGUUUGGUUUCGGUUACUUGCUCUCUAAUGGAGUUUCAGACUGAAUAUCUCAUUGCAGAAAUGAAGGAGCAGCUCUUUCUGUUAUCUCCCUGUAUCACUGUGCUUUUCUGUAAAUCAUUAGUUGUUUUAGGCAUGAAGCCGAGAGCUGGAGGAAAACACAGACUAUUAUCACUGAUUAACUGUCAGGAAAUAAGAACAAAGUGCUUCAUAAAUCACCUUUGUCAUGACUCGCAGUAGUACCGGUGGUCACACUACACAAGAAUUUACUGCUUAGGAACCCAGCGCUUCCAGGUCGCCGCCUCUGUUUCCUGUAAUACGAGAAACACGGUGCUGCAGUCAGCAUAAUCGUUCAUUUUGCUUGUCAUUGGAGGCCACUGCGGUGAGGGAGUUUCAUGUUUUUUUUGUGUGUGCAUAGGACAGGUGUGCAAGCAGCUACAAUGUACUUCAGUCUUUACUAUCUUUUGGUGUGUGAGACAGAAGCACAGGCAGAGAUGGCAUGUGAGUUAAGGCAUUGGUAUGCGUGCACUGCCCAAACACCCAGAAAUACUGCAGAAAAAAGAGUCACUUCCUAUGAAUUCUGAACAAGAGUUUGCUUGUUUGACCAUGUCUGCACUGGGGCCAGCACCAUUACCAGAAAGGAAAAAGUGGGCGAAGGUCUGCUCUACACCCUACAAGAGUGAAAAUGGACAGUGUCGAAAUGACACAGAGUACAAUCACAAUGGCCUGUGCUGUACAAAGUGUCGCCCUGGCUAUCGAGGGGACACACGUUGCACUGAAACUACCGAUACUGUGUGUACACCAUGUCCUCCGGAUCAGUAUCGAGAGAACUUUAACUUCUAUCCAAACUGUAAUAGCUGUCAAAAAUGCAAAGAAGAAAAAGGUUUACAGUAUGCACAGAACUGCUCCUCUACAACACCGUCCAAGUGUAUUUGCAGACCUGGGAGGUUCUGCCGCUUGGGAUAUGACAAUCCAUACUGCUCAGACUGCAAAAAAUACAAACAAUGCAAACCUGGCUUGGGAGUGUAUGUAAAAGGCACACCAAAUUCAGAUGUGAAGUGUAAAAUAUGUCCCGAAGGCACGUUCUCUGACAAGACCUCCUCCACUGACCCCUGCCAGCCCCACACAGACUGCAAUGGGAGGGCUGUUCUUAGAGAAGGCAAUACUGAAUCAGACAAUGUGUGUGAACCGUACUCAAAUUUGACAACAGCUGACAAUCACAAGAAGAGUGUCGGUACAACUCCCAGCACAAGCACGACCACAGUUGCACCAAGCUCAGGCUCGACAUCUCUGCUAAGAAGCACCACACAGUCUGCCUCAGUUUCAGAAGAACCCUCCACCUAUUUAAUAACAAGCCGACUGACCCCACCGCCUGACAGCAGUUAUGUUGGAUUAAUUGCUUCUGUCACUGGAUUACUUGUCAUCACCAUCAUCCUUUUUCUGCUAUGUUAUUAUCAAAAAAUCUGCAAGAAAGACACUGCAAGUUUAUCUCCUAAGGUGGAUGCAAACGGAAACUGUGAGACUGCUGACGAAAAAUACAGUGGGAAAACUCAGCUGACUUUAUUCAAAGUUGCAUCACAAGAAAAUGAGUGCCUGCUAGAAAAAGGGGAAGCCAGCAGUGAUCACAGUCAAUGCACAACCAAUACCGAAACUUUAACUAGAACUGAUGGUUGCAGCAGCCAGGAAUCCAUCAGCCCUUUACAUUCCACUUUUGCGCUUGACAAUCCAUUGUCUGUUCUGUCCGAGCCCAAGAGUUUACACUCCAACAAAGACUUUGCUGCACCACAGCCCAGUAUCCAAACACAGACGUCCUCUCAGCCCAGCAGCCCUCAGAUCAUCACGCCCAUGACUACCAGCCCACACGUCAACGUUAACAUCACUUUGCACAUAGGAAACGGGUCCUGUGGGACACCAGCUUUCAUACCUGCGGACUUGAUAAAACCUGACUGUAAGCUCCCCUAUGGAGAGGAAGAGGAGUCCUUUAGCACCCCACAGCAAGAAGAUGGCAAACAGUCACUAAUGUCAGUGCCGGAGAGUUCCAAUUACUGCACUGAGCACACAAAGCAAGACUCAUAUGCAUGAAAGACUGAUGUUAAGGUACACAACUAUUUCCACUUUGAAGGCAGAAACUGUUACUUAUUGUUUAUAUUUGUAUAUAUAUGUAUAUAUAAAUAUAUAUAAGCCGUGCUGGAAAUAAAAAUGUAAAUAUGGAGAGAGGUGUAGUCUACAGUCAUCAUAAUAUAUUACAUCUAUAUCCAAUCUUUGUUGUAAAAUGCAUAUCUUGUGUGUACAGUUUUGCUGAAAGAAUCAUUUUCUUUUGUUAAGAUACCACACAUCACUGUAUAUUGUGUAUUACAUGUAAGGUAACCUCAAAAAUGUGUUUG